This is a messenger RNA of Seminavis robusta, 1815 nucleotides long. NCBI's taxonomy places the organism in Eukaryota, Bacillariophyta, Bacillariophyceae, Naviculales, Naviculaceae. The record is from the annotation of a GenBank genome assembly.
AUGUCCACCCGUAGCUUCACCGAGGCAGUUCCGCUGUCUUUGAGCAGCAUGGCUCAUAUGAGCCACGAGUUGGAGGAUGGAGUGGUCGAUGGCCUUCGCCAGGUUCUGCAGCACACGUUGCUCUCUUGUGUCAACUACGUCCGUAUGGUGCAUCGCACGCAUGAGUGGACCCUCCAUGAUUUGGGCACUUCAAUGCACUCCUUCACUCCUUGCAAAGGCGAACAACCACCCAAGGAUCUGCCCUGGUCCCUUAGCCGUCUAGGUUUCAAGCAUCAGUACGCUCGGCAUGCCUUCAUCUACUUUAAGCCACUCUGGAAGAAGCAAAAUGGACAAAUGGAAUCCACAGCAGAAGAAGAGCAAGCCUUGCUUUCGUCAGGAUGGGAGGACAAGCCUUACGUUGUGGGACGUCUCAGUUUACUCUACGCAAGUCAGGAACUCUUGACCAAAGAGGAGCUGGACGGGACCGAAUCAGACGAUGUACCGCCUCUUGUCUUGUACAAAGUCCUGGUCGAAUACAGGAGCUUGCCAGCGACUGGCAGUCAACAGGCCGUGCAGGCAGAAGAGCUUUCCAUGUUGAGCUUCGGGGGAAGCGUCGACGAUGAUGUCAAAAUUGGGGCACUGGCCAGUCUUUACGAUAGUACGGCCAAAUACGUCCUGGAAAUUUACUCGGUCAGGGGGAAAAAGUACAAAUUCGAUCUCAUGGACUCGACGCUCAGUGAUGGAACGGUCCCCAGUCUUAAUUCCAAGAGUGAUGGAGAUCCUUUCGUUAAGAGUCUUUGCGUAACCGUCACUGAUCAUGAAAUCUCCACUCCCACUGAAGAAGCCAAAGAAAAGGACGCUAAGGAAGCCACUAAGGAAGCCAAGGAAACCACUAAGGAAGAAGAAAAGAACAAAACCAAAUACGCAAUCACACGCAUUCACCUGACACUCGACGGAAACUUGCGCAAGGGCAAAAAUUCCUUUGAGAACCUGCCAAAGUUUGACGCGGUCGUCCACAAGAUCAACCAAACCUUUCUCUUCCUUCACACACCAACACCCCUCAUGGCCACCGGGAAACCCUCGGGACAAACCUUGCUCCUGGAUCCUGACCAAGCUGGAAAACUUUACAUCAACGGUCGUUACCUCACCACCUGGGGAAAGGAUCCCAAACUGGGUUCGCACUUUCCGGCGCUGUUUGGGAUGGAUCUCCACUCGGUAUCAUUUUGGCAUGGGCGUGUCAUGGACUUUGAGUCUCUCAAAUCCUUGUACGAUCCCGUGGGUAUCUCUGCAAAGGCCCUGGCAACUACCUUUGCUUCAGAGUUUGGGAAAAAGGCAUAUCCGUGCUUGACGCACGAAGUGGACUGGGUGAAGGAUCGGCUCCCGGGACGAAAGCCCGUGGUGGUCCCACAGAGGGUGGUAAACGUGCUUCGUCGUGGAGGAUACUUCAGCGUGAAAAUGACAUCGAGUGAACUGUGGUUUGCGGAGAGCCGACCGCCGAAAGAGGGGACGGAAACCAAAGUGGUCGAGGCAGCGAUUAAGAAGCUGGAGGAAGCAGGAUGUGAUGAUGUGAAAGCUGCUCACAUUGUGUUCAGUCCUGGGAAUGACAUUGACGAUGUUGUCAAGAACAAGGCGGUUUGCCGGUACAAUGAAACGCUUCAUCAGUUUCACUUUCACGAAAAAUUCUUGGCUUCGGACAUGUCAGAAAUGGCCAAUGGGGAGACAAAGGAUGACGGGGAUGACAUUGAGGCGCGAGCUUUCGUGAUGGGAAUGUUUGUUUCCCAACAGCACCCGGAUGGAACCAUGGCUGUACGUUAUUUGCUUAGAAAUAAAAAUUGA